CACACAAAUCACAUCAUUUAUUAAUAUUCCGAGCGGCGUUUGGACCUAAACCCUAGUGAUUGACCUAUUGAACACUAAGAUAAAUUGCUCUCAGGAAAAAUUCAGCUCACAUUUCUCGCGCAUUAAAUGGGAGCUAGAAUACAGAUCUUACUCGUAGCCUAUGUUGUGCUAUCUGCGUCCGCUUUUUCGGUCUCUAACAUCCAUGUCCCAUUCCUACCCUCAAUACCGGGAUUUCUGAAGGGAACAGGCGUGAAGAGAGCGCAACAACCGUUGCAAGACGGGCUAAACGAGUGGAUACAAUGGGAAGAGGCAAAGGCACUUGAGAAGCUGUUGGACAACAUUGCUCCAGGUGGGAGAGGAUUGGAAGGCGUCGUGAACGGAAGCGUGAUUGCAAGUCCAUCAAGAGAGCAUCCGGAUUACUUUUACCAAUGGGUUCGAGAUGCCGCAAUCACAAUCAGCACGCUCGUAGAUAUUUAUGCAGAUAAUCCGUUGUUUGGUGACUCGAAAAGAAUUCCCGAUAUUCUCGACGCAUACGCUACUCUUCAGUCCACCAUUCAGCAUACCCAUAAUCCAUCGGGAACAUUCCAGGACUUGAAUGGUCUUGGUGAGCCUAAGUUCGAGGUCGAUGGUUCUGCAUUUGCGGGCUCAUGGGGUCGUCCUCAGCGUGAUGGGCCGGCUCUCCGCGCAACAACCCUGAUGUCUUAUAUUCGCGCCUACAACGCUUCACAUCCCUCGCUAUGGUCUACAGAUCAGGGAAAAAGUUGGUUCGCGCGUUUUUACCAGGCAACAUUACCCGCCAAUAGCAUCAUCAAAGCAGAUCUGGAGUACGUCUCUCAUUCUUGGAACCAGACUGGCUUCGACUUGUGGGAGGAAGUUGAUGGACUGCACUUCUUCACGGCCAUAGUACAAUUGAGAGCUUUACAUGAAGGAUCGGAAAUAGCGACUGCAUUCGGAGACCUGGGAGCUGCGAAGUGGUAUGCGAUGCAAGCUGAAUACCUUGAAAUAUUCGUAAAGAGAUUUUGGCAUGAUAAGAAGGGACAUCUGGUUGAGACACUGGAUAGUCAACGCAGUGGCCUGGACUGUGGCAUUCUCCUCGGUGCGCUGCAUGGUUCCCCUUCACGCGGCUCUCCUUCUACUAUAUCUUAUACAUCUUAUUCCGACGAGAUCCUCGUCUCCCUACUCGCUUUUAUCCAGGACCAACGGACAAGAUUCCCUAUCAAUGUCGCAAGAUCCCCAGCUUCUAAUAGCCAAAUACUAUCCGGCACUGGUCUAGGCCGUUAUCCAGAAGACAUUUACGAUGGCUAUGGCAAUGACCCUAAACGCGGCGGAAACCCAUGGUUCCUAUGCACGUCUUCAGCGGCAGAGAUCCUCUAUCGUACAGCCUCACACCUCAUUACCACGUCACAGCUCACCAUCACAAAGCUCAAUUAUCCCUUCUACAAAGCUCUUGUAUCGCCAUUGGCCCUAGAUGUUCGAGUCGACACGACGUACGGCCCUGGCAAUACUGAAUUCGCUCUGGUAAUCGAGCGCCUGAAGACGUUGGGAGAUGGGUUCCUUGGUGUUGUCAAGACGCAUACGAGUUCCGAGGGCACUAUGAGCGAGCAAUUCGAUAGGGAAACCGGCCUUGAGCGAGGCGCGAGAGAUCUGACAUGGAGUUAUGGAGCUUUCUUGCAAGCAGUCAGGGCGAAGAAGGCUGUGAUAUGAUUGAACUUUGCCUGGAUCAAGGGCGCCUAAGUCUGUCCGAAGCGUCAGAAAUACAAGCUCAUAGUGUAUCGACAUUGUAUCAAGUUGUUAUGGAGCUGAAAAAGGUGAACGAGUUGUCCUGGUGAAGUAAAAGUUAAUUUCUCUG
Messenger RNA from Aaosphaeria arxii CBS 175.79, 1849 nucleotides. Its product is annotated as glycoside hydrolase family 15 protein. Gene Ontology annotation, cellular component: fungal-type vacuole. Bases 127 to 1704 code for a protein of 525 amino acids. NCBI's taxonomy places the organism in Eukaryota, Fungi, Ascomycota, Dothideomycetes, Pleosporales. The transcript has 2 exons. Gene Ontology annotation, molecular function: glucan 1,4-alpha-glucosidase activity. The record is from RefSeq and is a predicted model, not a curated record. Gene Ontology annotation, biological process: polysaccharide metabolic process.